This is a messenger RNA of Phodopus roborovskii (desert hamster), 1835 nucleotides long. RefSeq names its product trophoblast glycoprotein (gene Tpbg). Gene Ontology annotation, biological process: negative regulation of canonical Wnt signaling pathway. The transcript has 2 exons. The record is from RefSeq and is a predicted model, not a curated record. Gene Ontology annotation, cellular component: plasma membrane. Bases 460 to 1740 code for a protein of 426 amino acids. Gene Ontology annotation, molecular function: protein binding. Lineage: Eukaryota; Metazoa; Chordata; Mammalia; Rodentia; Cricetidae.
CCCCGGCUUGGUUUUUCCCAGGCGUGGAGGUUGGGCUAGGGGCUGGGGUGCGAGGAGUGUCUGCGCCCGCAGCGGGAGCCCGGAAGGCGCGGGGACUCCGAGUUGGAUUUGGAGGCGCCAGGCGCGGAGGUCCCUCAGCCGAUCCUGCCCUGUGAAAGGCGCCAACAAAAGAGUCGAGGAAGUGCCACCCGGCGGCGGCGGGAGGAGGAGCGCUGAGGCCCGUGUCGCUACCGGCCGUGCGUACUCGCUGGAGGGAAGGGCGGGGAGCCGCUCCGGGAGGGGGACGCCCGGUGGCGCGGGGUAAGCCAAGUUCCAGCUUUGGUGUCGUGCCCCCCCUCCCCUGACUCCCACGCAAGGAAAGUUUGCAGCCGACGCUUGCGGCGGCUCGCGACCGCCGGGCCCAGCCGGUCGAGCCUUCGGAGCGGGCGCCGUCCCAGCUCCGGGGAGCUGCGAGCCGCGAUGCCUGGGGCGGUCUCCCGGGGCCCGGCCGCCGGGGAUGGGCGGCUGCGGCUGGCACGGCUGGCACUGGUGCUGCUGGGUUGGGUCUCCGCGUCGGCUCCCAGCUCUUCGGUACCCUCGUCUUCCACCUCCCCGGCGGCCUUCCUGGCCUCGGGGUCUGUGCAGCCUCCGCCAGCCGAGCGAUGCCCCGCGGCUUGCGAAUGCUCCGAGGCGGCGCGUACAGUCAAGUGCGUUAACCGCAACCUGGUGGAGGUGCCCGCGGAUCUGCCCUCCUACGUUCGCAACCUCUUCCUCACCGGCAACCAGAUGACCGUCCUCCCGGCUGGCGCUUUUGCCCGGCGGCCGCCGCUCGCCGACCUGGCAACUCUCAACCUCAGUGGCAACCACCUGAAGGAGGUAUGUGCCGGUGCCUUCGACCAUCUGCCCGGCCUGCGCCACCUCGACCUCAGCCACAACCCUCUCACCAACCUCAGCGCCUUCGCCUUUGCCGGCAGCAACGCAAGCGGCUCGGCCCCCAGCCCCCUGGUGGACCUGAUCCUGAACCACAUCGUGCCCCCUGAGGAUCAGCGGCAGAAUGGAAGCUUCGAGGGCAUGGUGGCCUUCGAGGGCAUGGUGGCAGCUGCCCUGCGCUCAGGUUUUGCGCUCCAAGGGCUGCGUCAUCUGGAGCUGGCCAGCAAUCACUUCCUUUACCUGCCUCGGGACUUACUGGCCCCACUGCCGAGUCUCAAGCACCUGGACCUUCGGAACAACUCCCUGGUGAGCCUGACCUAUGCGUCCUUCCGCAACCUGACACACCUCGAAAGCCUCCAUUUGGAGGACAAUGCCCUCAAGGUCCUUCACAACUCCACUUUGGCUGAGUGGCAAAGCCUGGCUAGUGUCAGGGUGUACCUGGACAACAAUCCCUGGGUUUGCGACUGCUACAUAGCUGACAUGGUGGCCUGGCUAAAAGAGACAGAGGUGGUGCCAGAUAAAGCCAGGCUCACCUGUGCAUUCCCAGAAAAAAUGAGAAAUCGUGCCCUCCUGGACCUCAGCAGCUCUGACCUGGACUGUGAUUCUAUCCUUCCCCCAUCCCUGCAGACUUCCUAUGUCUUCCUGGGCAUUGUUUUAGCUCUGAUAGGCGCUAUUUUCCUCCUCGUUUUGUAUUUGAACCGCAAAGGCAUUAAAAAGUGGAUGCAUAACAUCAGAGAUGCCUGCAGGGAUCACAUGGAAGGCUAUCAUUACAGAUACGAAAUCAAUGCGGACCCCAGGUUAACAAAUCUCAGUUCCAACUCGGAUGUCUGAGAAACAGGACUGGGCAAGAUGGCUCUGCAUGAGGUGUAGACUUGAAGUUGUUUUGUUUUGUUUUUUGUUCAUCCCUUUACUAGGAUUGUUCCACU